Molecule: messenger RNA, 1884 nt
Organism: Dovyalis caffra
Lineage: Eukaryota; Viridiplantae; Streptophyta; Magnoliopsida; Malpighiales; Salicaceae
Source: the annotation of a GenBank genome assembly
AUGGAAUCGGCGCCGAUUCGGGUACCGUACCGGAAUCUCAAGAAGGAGAUAGAGGUGGAAAUGGUGGGUUUGGAAAUGGAGUCUCCUCCUUCUCCCACUCAUCCUCCUCCUCGGAUCCAGUCUCCUCUUAAUCCUAAUUCCAAUGGAGAUUUCAGAUCUCAAUCCAUCAAAAAUCAUAUUAGCUUAAUCCCUCUUGUCCUCAGCUGUACUGUCGCUGCUGGUGUUCAAUUCGGCUGGGCCUUGCAGCUUUCUCUCCUCACUCCCUAUAUACAGGCAACUCCACCAUCUUAUUUCUUGAUUUCAGCAUCGUCUUGGUACUGCAUUUCUUUAUAUGUACUAAUACUUGCUGGGUUUUGUUGCAGACACUUGGGAUUGGACAUGCCUUUUCAUCCUUUAUUUGGCUUUGCGGUCCUAUUACAGAUUCAACCUUGCGUUGGUAUUUGGAGUGAUAAAUGCUCUUCAAAAUUUGGAAGAAGACGGCCAUUUAUUCUUGCAGGAUCACUCAUGAUUUCUGUUGCUGUGGUAAUAAUCGGAUUUUCUGCAGACAUUGGAUAUGUAUUAGGGGAUACAAAGGAGCAUUGCAGUAAAUUCAAGGGCACUCGAACGAGGGCAGCUUUCGUCUUUGUUAUUGGCUUCUGGAUGCUGGAUCUUGCCAACAAUACAGUGCAGGGACCAGCCCGUGCCCUUCUAGCUGAUUUAUCAGGUCCUGAUCAACACAAUUUAUCAAAUGCUGUAUUUUGCUCGUGGAUGGCUGUUGGAAACAUUUUAGGAUUUUCGGCUGGUGCUAGUGGGAGAUGGAACAGAUGGUUUCCUUUCUUGAUGAAUCAAGCUUGUUGUGAAGCUUGCGGAAAUCUUAAAGCUGCAUUUCUUGUAGCAGUAGUCUUCCUCACUUUUUGUACUCUUGUGACUCUAUAUUUUGCGGAUGAGGUUCCACUAAAUGUUAAUCAACAACACCAUUUAUCAGAUUCUGCUCCAUUGUUGAAUGAUCCACAACAAAAUGGCCACGAACUUUCAAAAUCUGAGUCUCACAUGCCAGGUCUUGACAAUUCAAGUGGGAAUAGUGCCAACCAUGACUAUGAACUGAGUGUGAAUUCAAAGCACGCCAACUCUGUAGAGGAUCGAAAUGAAAAUUUCAGUGAUGGACCAGGUGCUGUGGUAGUCAAUUUAUUAACCAGUUUAAGACAUUUACCACCUGGAAUGCAUUCAGUGCUUGUUGUUAUGGCUCUAACUUGGUUGUCCUGGUUCCCAUUCUUUCUUUUUGAUACGGAUUGGAUGGGGAGAGAAGUUUAUCAUGGAGAUCCUAAAGGGAAUUCUAAUGAAGUGAAGUUGUAUGAUCAAGGAGUCAGAGAAGGUGCAUUUGGUUUGCUGUUGAAUUCUGUGGUUCUUGGCAUUAGUUCGUUCUUGAUUGAGCCAAUGUGCCAGAGGUUGGGGUCAAGAGUUGUAUGGGCAACGAGCAACUUUAUUGUAUUUGUCUGCAUGGCAGGCACUGCUGUUAUUAGUUUGAUAUCAGUUGGUGAAUAUUCUGAAGGAAUUGAACAUGUGAUUGGAGGAAAUGCACCAAUCAGGAUAGCUUCCUUGAUUGUAUUUGCUCUUCUUGGCUUUCCUCUUGCUAUUACCUACAGUGUUCCAUUUUCGGUCACAGCAGAGUUGACUGCUGAUUCUGGCGGUGGUCAAGGAUUGGCUAUAGGCGUUCUCAAUCUUGCAAUAGUUAUUCCACAGAUGAUUAUAUCCAUUGGUGCUGGUCCAUGGGAUGCGCUGUUUGGUGGAGGAAACAUACCAGCCUUUGUUCUGGCUUCUGUGUGUGCUCUUGCAGCUGGUGUUUAUGCAACUCUCAAGCUGCCAAAUCUUUCAAGCAGUUCCUUCAGUGGUUUUCAUUUUGGCUAA